AUGAUCCGAUUAUUCAGCAUGUCGGUACCAGCUCUGCAACAACCGGCCCCCGUAUUCAAAGGCACGGCCGUCGUGAAGGGGGCCUUCAAGGAGAUCUCCCUCGAGGACUACAAGGGCCAGUACGUGGUGUUGUUCUUCUACCCGUUGGACUUCACGUUCGUCUGUCCCACCGAGAUCAUCGCCUUCUCGGACGCCGCCGAGGAAUUCAAGAAGAUCAAAACGGCCGUGGUGGCCUGUUCCACCGACAGCCAAUUCUCGCACUUGGCUUGGGUGAAUACGCCCCGCAAGCAGGGCGGUUUGGGCGAGAUGGCCAUUCCGUUGUUGUCCGAUAAGUCCUGCGCCGUUUCCAGGGCCUACGGGGUACUGGACGAGAAGACAGGCAUACCGUUUAGGGGAUUGUUCAUCAUCGAUGGGAAAGGGAUUUUGAGGCAGAUUACCAUUAACGAUUUGCCGGUGGGUCGGUCGGUGGAGGAGACCCUUCGGCUCGUGCAAGCUUUCCAGUUUACCGAUGAACACGGUGAGGUUUGUCCGGUCGGUUGGAAACCGGGCAGCAAGUCGAUGAAACCGGAUCCGAAAGGGAGCAAGGAGUACUUCUCAACCGUUAAUUGA
Messenger RNA from Phyllotreta striolata, 609 nucleotides. NCBI's taxonomy places the organism in Eukaryota, Metazoa, Arthropoda, Insecta, Coleoptera, Chrysomelidae. The record is from the annotation of a GenBank genome assembly.